CCGCCCGCCGGAGAGAGCACAAAAACAAUCGGCAUCUCCUUUUCUCUCACACAGUAGAACAUAAACAAGGAGACUAAAUCCAUCUCGACUUCUCCGACGCUCUCACCGCCGUCAUCGACAUGGUCUCUCCGGUCACCGUGGUUAAGAGUGAAGGACCCAAGCUGGUGCCAUUCUUCAAGGCAACCUGUGUUUAUUUUGUCCUGUGGUUGCCAACCUCAAGUCCAUCCUGGUUUAGCGCACUUAUCAAAUGUCUGCCCAUAUUUUGCCUGUGGGUGUUUCUCCUGGCGCACGGCUUCAGCUUCCUGGGGGCUCGCGCCAGUGCCCGCAAGAUCCUGGCCGGCCUCAUCUUUUCUGCUCUGGGCGACGCCUUCCUCAUUUGGCAGGAGCAAGGCUACUUUGUCCACGGUCUUUUGAUGUUUGCCAUAACUCACAUCCUCUACUCCUCUGCCUUUGGGAUGAAGCCCGUCAAUGUGCGUGCAGGCCUGGUGAUCACGGGCGUGUCCAGCGCGAGCUACAUGCUUCUCUACCCUUACCUGUCAGGCCCUUUCACCUACCUGGUGGCCGUCUACAUUGGUCUGAUCGGCUUCAUGGGCUGGAGGGCCAUCGCAGGCCUGCAGCUCGCCAACGACUUGUGGACCUGGACCAAGCUGUCGGCCUGCCUGGGGGCCGUGCUCUUCAUGGUGUCCGACCUCACUAUAGCCGUUAAUAAGUUCUGCUUCCCUGUUCCCCACUCGCGUGCCAUCAUCAUGGCGACUUAUUACGCCGCCCAGAUGCUCAUAGCCCUGUCGGCUGUGGAAUGCCAGGAUGCGGAGGUUGCCAGGAAGAGGAUAUGAGGGCCCCUUGACCAGGUCCCAAGCCUCAGCCCUCAUCUCCAUUGUUACCAUAGCAACCGGAGCACCAUGGCCAUGUUUGAUAGCCCCACUCUUUUUGCGACAGUGUUAUCUUCCACCUCUCCCCAGCAACAGUCCCAUCUAUCUUUGGAUCCUCAAACGCCGAGUGACCAUGGGCGUUAGCACGGUAACGUUAACCUUCUCCCCAAAGUAUUAGGCCUCAUCGUUUUAUUGGUUUUAGGGGGAGCAUGUCACUGGGAACUUUUUAUGAAACGUGUGAGAGAGAGCAGAGGAAUGUGUGGAUUUAUGUGUUCGAUUCACGUACCUCACUUUUGAUGCGUCGCCCGCAGACGCAAGACUCUUAACUUGGUCCAUUCAAUUCAAUAUUUGUGAUGUUCUGUCAUUUUUUAUUGUUUUCCGGCAAUGUUCAAAGUGGAAACGAACCGGCCAACAACCAAGAAGAGUAGCAAUCGUGGUAUAGCUUUUGCCGUCUCAAAAAAGGGAUUUUAUUACAGGCUUUCCAACGUUCAGGAAUACCCUGCUCGACCGUCUCCCCCUGUAACAAGGGUGCUAUUUUUAAAGUUAGGAGCUGUCGUAUUAGCUUUAGUUCCUUCCAUCCCAAUUACAAACAACCAUUCGCUUGGUCUGCUAAUGAAGAUAGAAAGAGGAAUAAAGCCAGAAAGUAGGGAAAACAGACUACAUCAGCCAGUGUGCACUGAAGCUUUUGUGACUGAGCAUAUCAUCCGCAGGAGAGUGGGUUGUUUGUGGAAGGUAGGCUUUUACGAGUUUGCUCAGUCCAUGUCAUAGCGGAAGGUUCUUUUUACUCCUCUCUGAGAGAAAUACUUUAGGAAUUCAAACAGGUAGCACUUUCCACCCAUUGUCUAGGCCAGCCUUGGACAUGUACAUAGUAAUCAUUGUAAAUGCUGAAGAAAUAUCAGGAUUGUUCACUAUGAGAGAAAGUCCAUGAUGUUCUUUAAACUGAUCAGGCAGUCCACGGUGUCAUUAUGUGAAUGUUGACUGAAAAGAAGGUAUAUUGUUGAUCAAUUGUACUGUAUGUGUGUGUGUAUUUUAGGGGGUUUGGAUGGCAUUGGCUCAGUUGUGGCAACUGGCUUUUUUCUACUGCUUUGGCAAUGGUUUUGUUUUGGUUGCUGUUGUUUUGUUAGUUAACAGGCAUGGUAGAGAUCGGGACUAAAGAGCAGAUGUAAACAUCAAAACCGAAAGUAGUCUACUAACUGACGGACCAAUUUUGUUAGCAGUUUGUUUUGAAUCUGUCCCGUCCUUCAUCGUUCAUCCCUGGAUACCACUCUCAGAAUGGAGAGUCUUAUCUAAUAUUCACAAAUAUUAUCUUCAGAUGUCUUUUAUAUGUUCAAAGUGGAACGAACCGGCCAACAACCAAGAAGAGUAGCAAUCGUGGUUUAGCUUUUGCCGUCUCAAAAAAGGGAUUUUAUUACAGGCUUUCCAACGUUCAGGAAUACCAUGCUCGACCGUCAAGGGUGCUAUUUUUAAAGUAAGGAGCUGUCGUAUUAGCUUUAGUUCCUUCCAUCCCAAUUACAAACAACCAUUCGCUUGGUCUGCUAAUGAAGAUAGAAAGAGGAAUAAAGCCAGAAAGUAGGGAAAACAGACUACAUCAGCCAGUGUGCACUGAAGCUUUUGUGACUGAGCAUAUCAUCCGCAGGAGAGUGGGUUGUUUGUGGAAGGUAGGCUUUUACGAGUUUGCUCAGUCCAUUUCAUAGCGGAAGGUUCUUUUUACUCCUCUCUGAGAGAAAUACUUUAGGAAUUCAAACAGGUAGCACUUUCCACCCAUUGUCUAGGCCAGCCUUGGACAUGUACAUAGUAAUCAUUGUAAAUGCUGAAGAAAUAUCAGGAUUGUUCACUAUGAGAGAAAGUCCAUGAUGUUCUUUAAACUGAUCAGGCAGUCCACGGUGUCAUUAUGUGAAUGUUGAUUGAAAAGAAGGUAUAUUGUUGAUCAAUUGUACUGUAUGUGUGUGUGUAUUUUAGGGGGUUUGGAUGGCAUUGGCUCAGUUGUGGCAACUGGCUUUUUUCUACUCCUUUGGCAAUGGUUUUGUUUUGGUUGCUGUUGUUUUGUUAGUUAACAGGCAUGGUAGAGAUCGGGACUAAAGAGCAGAUGUAAACAUCAAAACCGAAAGUAGUCUACUAACUGACGGACCAAUUUUGUUAGCAGUUUGUUUUGAAUCUGUCCCGUCCUUCAUCGUUCAUCCCUGGAUACCACUCUCAGAAUGGAGAGUCUUAUCUAAUAUUCACAAAUAUUAUCUUCAGAUGUCUUUUAUAUGCAUAUGUGCACACAAUACUAUACACAUGUUUUGUCCGCAUGUGUUGCUGACUCAGUGCACACUCUGCAACCAGCUGUAGGCCAUAAAUGCUGUGACCCAUCACAGAUGGAGUCAUCGUUGCAGUACACUACUGGAUAUUAUGGAUUAAUGUAUUCUCUCAAUGCUCUUAAAUAUGGAUCUGUGCUGGUGACCUCCUUCAGUGUUUUAUACAAUCCUCUAAGCAUGUAUGGCUGACAUUGACUCUUUUAAGGUUAUAAUAAUUGGAAAAAAAAAAACCUAAUAGGAAUAAGCAGUUGCCAUCGUAAAACCUUCUUUCACUUAACAGGCUAUUUUUAAGUUACGUAACGCUACAUUAGUACCUUGGCUUAUGAGUUUAUUUGGUUUUGUGACGGAGUUCGUAACUCAAAAUACGCGUAUUUCAAACCAUGGUUCUUUAUGAAAAAAACAGCACAAUUUUGGCUUUUGAAAAGAAAACUAACUUUUAGAUAAGAAAUAUUGUAUGAAAACAAUGCAUUUGAAUGUACUACAAACAACUGAAGUUUUAUGAAGUUAUGUAAUAAUAAUGUACAGCAUUUUUUACCUUGGAGAGCAGACUUCUAGGGUAUCUCCUUCAAGCUGAUUUUUCUGUCCGACACACUAUAAGCAGCUUCUCCAUAUUUGCGUCGAUUAAUGUCCUCUGUUUAAAAAAUUUUUCCGGCGGUAUCGACUUAUUCUGCUUCGGUUUCGUGCACACUAGCAGUGGUAUGCUCGUACUGCUUUGCCAAAUCGGCUAAUAUCUUUCUUUAAUCCAUUGAAUAUCAUCCCCUUUGCACUCACUUUUUUGUUCCCGUGUUUGAACAAACAAAGUCUAGGUCUUCCAAUAGCUUUUAGCUAAUAAUUUGCAACGGAAACUAACGGUGGGGAGACUUUUGCACGCAACUUAAAGCAUAACAAUUAGCCGAGUGACAGAUCCUAUCCCCCUCAAACUUGUGAGCUGGGGCACUGGUAACCAGAGGUACCACUUUAUCAGUAAAAGUCAGUGAAUGUAAAGCAGCGUAGCAGGUGUAUAAAUUCUCAAUUGGGUGAGAGUCAAGUUGAGCAGUGCUAACCAAUGAGCUUAAUGCAAUUGGUUGUCAACUCAUUGUCCAGCGUAGCUCUACUUUACAUGUUGUCACACAGUCAGACUAGCUGGCAUCCGUUACAUGAACUUUUCCACUGAUAACGUUGAGAUAGCUCGGCAUAGCUCGGUUGGUAGAGUGGCCGUGCCAGCAACUUGAGGGUUGCAGGUUCAAUUCCCGCUUCUGCCAUCCUAGUCACUGCUGUUGUGUCCUUGGGCAAGACACUUUCCCCACCUGCUCCCAGUGCCACCCACACUGGUUUAAAUGUAACUUGGAUAUUGGGUUUUACUAUGUAAAGCGCUUUGAGUCACUUGAGAAAAGCGCUAUAUAAAUAUAGUUCACUUCACUUCACACUUCAGAUGUGAAAACAAUGCAACAAAUAAUUACUGCUGUCAAAAUCUGAUUAAACAUUUUUUUAGUUUUGGUUAUCCGCGAUUAAUCACAAUGAAUUAAAACUUUAGAUGAAUCAACUUUAAAAGAGACUUCCAUUAUUUGACAAAACUGCAAUUGAAUGUUAUUGUCAGAAUGUCAUACAUCAUGAACUUUUAUAGAAAUGUAUGAUGUACCCAUCUCAAUUUUUAUAUACAUUUUAUUUUUUAUAUAUUUUGGCCGCACAAGUCCAUAUGCCACAAUUAAACAUCAAUCAAUCAAUCAAUGUUUAUUUAUAUAGCCCCAAAUCACAAAUGUCUCAAAGGACUGCACAAAUCAUUACGACUACAACAUCCUCGGAAGAACCCACAAAAGGGCAAGGAAAACUCACACCCAGUGGGCAGGGAGAAUUCACAUUCAGUGGGACGCCAGUGACAAUGCUGACUAUGAGAAACCUUGGAGAGGACCUCAGAUGUGGGCAACCCCCCCCUCUAGGGGACCGAAAGCAAUGGAUGUCGAGCGGGUCUAACAUGAUACUGUGAAAGUUCAAUCCAUAGUGGCUCCAAGACAGCAGUGAGAGUCCCGUCCACAGGAAACCAUCGCAAGCGGAUCAGCAGCGUAGAGAUGUCCCCAACCGCUACAGGCGAGCGGUCCAUCCUGGGUCCCGACGAGCGGUCCAUCCUGGGUCUCGACUCUGGACAGUCAGUACUUCAUCCAUGGUCAUCGGACCGGACCCCCUCCACAACAUAAAAUAUUUACAUAGGCGCUUGUGUUCAUUCACAUAUACAACAAAAGACAGUGACUGUAACAGAGCCUACGAGAGUUAGGUCUUUCGGGGCCCAUUAGUAUUGGUGAAUUACUGUUUCCGGGUGGGGGCCGUUUCCUUUUUCAUUGUCCGAGUCGAUCGUCUUUGGCUUUGGGGCUGUGUCUUGUGCAUUUUGUUGUUUCUUCUCCAAGAUGAGGGUGAUUCCAUAAUUUGCUCAACGGCUGACUGAAUGAUUAUGUGAAUGCGUUAAAAGUCAACAAUGCCAAUGCAACUUCUUUGGUCUGAUGCAACGGGGCUAAAGUAUUUUGCAGCAUGUGAAGUGAGGCUUGUGACUCCGAAAAAAUACAUAAAUGAGCAGCAGCAUUGCAUAAAGCGAAGGGUUCAAAGCAUGGGGGAAAAUGUGGCGGCUUGUAGUUCGGAAGUCACUUUAACGGCAAAUUAAAAUGGGACUUAUAUAACCCUCACACAGUGAAAAAGAAGAUAACUACCGCAAAAACAUAAACGACAUAAUCACUUUAACUGAGUCGAGUGACGGGAAAAACUGGAGUCUUGUUGCAUCUAACGAGUAUUUUUUUUGUUUUUUGUUUUCUUUUUUUUUACUUUUAAAGGCUGCGGAAAAAGCCAGAAAAGAAGCAAAACGGAUUAAAUUUGAGGUCUCUUUCGGCUGUGAUGAAGUGAGGUCAAAAUUGCAAGUUUCCCUAUAUUACAAUUAGUCUCCAUGCUUCAUUAGUGUUAACAAUAACUCCACUUAAGGCUGGGCGAUAUGGCCUUUUUUUAAUAUCUUGAUAUUUUUAGGCCAUACCGCAAUACACGAUAUAUAUCUCGAUAUUUUGCCUUAGCCUUGAAUGAACACUUGAUGCAUAUAAUCACAGCAGUAUGAUGAUUCUAUGUGUCUACAUUAAAACAUUCUUCUUCAUAAUGCAUUAAUAUAUGUUACUUUUAAACUUUCAUGCAGAGAGGGAAAUCACAACUAAGUCAGUUUACCAAAACUGUAUUUAUUAAACAGUUAUCAAGCAGUGGCAUAAACAUUCAUGUCAUUUCCAAAACUGAAAGUGCAAGAUUGUCAGAGACAUUUUAAAACAAGCUAUGAGUGCACUUUUGUGCAUGAUGUCACUAAGAUGACAUAUCAAAACAACACUAAAUUAAAGUGCACUUUUUGUACAGAACGCCACUACAAUAGUUUAAAACGAACGAAGUGCACUUUUGUGCAUGAUGUCACACAAGAUAUUUCAAUAACUGCCAUAUAACUGUAACGUAUUAUUUUCGGGUCUCCCCAUGUCUAGCAUUAAAAGAUUACAGUUGGUACAAAAUGCGGCUGCUAGACUUUUGACAAGAACAAGAAAGUUUGAUCACAUUACGCCUGUACUGGCUCACCUGCACUGGCUUCCUGUGCACUUAAGAUGUGACUUUAAGGUUUUACUACUUACGUAUAAAAUACUACACGGUCUAGCUCCAUCCUAUCUUGCCGAUUGUAUUGUACCAUAUGUCCCGGCAAGAACUCUGCGUUCGAAGGACUGCGGCUUAUUAGUGAUUCCCAAAGCCCAAAAAAAGUCUGCGGGCUAUAGAGCAUUUUCCGUUCGGGCUCCAGUACUCUGGAAUGCCCUCCCGGUAAAAGUUCGAGAUGCCACCUCAGUAGAAGCAUUUAAGUCUCACCUUAAAACUCAUUUGUAUACUCUAGCCUUUAAAUAGACUCCCUUUUUAGACCAGUUGAUCUGCCGUUUCUUUUCUUUUUCUUCUAUGUCCCACUCUCCCUUGUGGAGGGGGUCCGGUCCGAUCCGGUGGCCAUGUACUGCUAGCCUGUGUAUCGGCUGGGGACAUCUCUGCGCUGCUGAUCCGCCUCCGCUUGGGAUGUUUUCCUGCUGGCUCCGCUGUGAACGGGACUCUCGCUGCUGUGUUGGAUCCGCUUUGGACUGGACUCUUGCGACUGUGUUGGAUCCAUUGUGGAUUGAACUUUCACAGUAUCAUGUUAGACCCGCUCGACAUCCAUUGCUUUCUUCCUCUCUAAGGUUCUCAUAGUCAUCAUUGUCACCGAUGUCCCACUGGGUGUGAGUUUUCCUUGCCCUUAUGUGGGCCUACCGAGGAUGUCGUGGUGGUUUGUGCAGCCCUUUGAGACACUAGUGAUUUAGGGCUAUAUAAGUAAACAUUGAUUGAUUGAUUGAUUGAUAUAAAAAUGAGCUGCAUGAUAGGAAAUCAAAUAGUGCAUGUCCUUCGCUAUGUGGUAGGUUCCUGUGGACGUUAUCUCCUUCUGUUGUUGACAAUUUUUUUCAUACGGUGUUGAUCUGGAAAUGUUUGCCUCGGCAUUUUGAUGGUGUGGGCGUGUGGCACCGAAUGGAGAUGUUGACUUGCGGAGUAAGCACUCUUCAUUCUCUAGCAGGUGACUUUUCAAAUGAUGCUACAUAUUAGCAGUUAUGCUACUUUUGGUAGCAACUUUGUGUCCCACACUUGACAAAUUAAAGUUGUCUAUUAGACAUAUUCCCGCUUGAAGCCGAACCACCGCCAGACGAUGGACCCCGUGCGUUUUUUCUUGGGAAUUCAUUCUUCCUUCAUUCGCACCUUCUGUCUCUCGUAUUACCACUCGCACGGCUUCGCUAGCAUCACAGCUACCUCUCUGCUUUGUGAGGGCUUUUACUUAUGUGAUGUAUGACGUGACAGUAUGUGACAUAUGUAAGAAGGUGCGCUUACUGUCUGUGAAAAGGAGACACAAGAAGGAGUGGGAAGAGCCUGUAGUGUAAUGCCCGCAGCUAAAAGCAACUGCGUGAGAACGUAUACUCGAAUAUCCCGAUAUAGUCAUUUUGUAUAUCGCACAGAGAUAAACCCGCGAUGUAUUGCGUAUAUCGAUAUAUCGCCCAGCCCUAACUCCACUAAUUACACAUAAAAUCUCCGUAAUUGCAAAUCAAUUUGUGUGUUAUAUGUGUUUUAUGUUCUCAAACAAUGGCAAUAUAAGAUUUUUCUGAUUCUGAUUCUGAUAAACACAAGUGAGCAUUGGCUACAGUGCGACAUAUUUGGUUAUCUCUACAGUGAAAUGAUAUGCUGGAGUAUGCAAAACAAACUGCAAUGGAAAAAGAAAAGGACCCAUUAAUACACAAAUGUUUCCAUGCUGUCACAUGUUAUCUGCAGGCAGAUCAUUGACUACAUUCAGGCCAAAGUGGACCAAAUAGGUUUUUUUUCUAAAAUCGAUUGUAGCUGAGAUUGGCGCCAGCGCCCCCCGCGACCCCAAAAGGGAAUAAGCGGUAGAAAAUGGAUGGAUGAUUUUUUUUUCCAGCUGACUGCUUCGUUUAUAAGUAGAAUGUGAUUUUUUUUUUUUCAGCAGAUUCAGUGUCCAGUGUAAAUCUCCCGCCCAAAGGCAAAACCUAGUAACUCAAUUCUAGCUGAUUUGGAGAAAACAAAGGAAAAGCAAUCUAUCUCGAUGCUGUCUUACAAAGAUCUACAAAGUCAUCAAACGUAUAGAUGUUUUCUUGAGCUUUCAUUUUCUUGUCGAUUGAGCCACGGAUUGAAUCUGCUCUCAUGAACGUGUGCCCUUUCUCCAGAUAUUUUAUCACAAUCUCGGGUGGGCCCCAUUCUGCGUUUGCGCAUUGGGCAAGAGCCGUGUACAGCGUCCAGUUUUUAUUUUGACCUCCACAGUUAUCUGCCCAAAAGAGUAUGCAAGGGGAAGAAUCAAGAACAAUACAUGUAAAGAAGGUGCUUGCAACGUCCUGGGCCAAUCUUCCAAAUAUCCCCUCGUGCCAUAAUAUCACAUAAUCAGGUUGACCGUCGGCCCCCAUUCGUGCAAAUGUCUCAUUAAAGACAAUAAGGCGACUGACAAAGAAGCUCCGAUUGGUCCCUUGAGAUACUAGGUUUUUCUGUUGUAUCUAUGUGGUAGUUGCUAGGUCCUGCUUACUUACGGAACAAAUGACAAUAUCGCAUACACUAAUGUAAAGCAUAUCACCUAGGAACUCCAAAAUUAUUAUCAGCUCAGUUUUGACCGAAAUUGAGUUACUGGGUUUUGCCUUUGGACGGGAGACAUGGAGCUAUAACGAUAGUUUUUCACUUGGCUGACAACAAUUGUGGUAGAAAUGAGUAAAGGCGCCAUUUCUGCCUGAAGCACGCUUGUUUGUAUUUUUUGCUUUUGUCACUCUGACCUGUCAGCGUGACCACUUGUCGUUCCAAUCUGUCCAUCCAGCAUUACAGCUCAUACACUCACUCGCCAUUUUCCUCGUCCAUGCUCGUUUUGUCAUGAGCCUCGGGCCCAGGAAGCACGAUAGAAAACGGAAGACGGAGUCAAGCAGUCUUACUCAUCUGCACCAUGUAGGCAUUUUUAUGUAAGCAGCCCCUUUUUGGUUGCCAAAUAAAGGCAUAAGGAGCGUCAGAGAAAAUGAAGUCUUUCUCCGGUUAUUUUUGUUGGACAACCCACACACUCCAGAAAGUUCCCACUACUAUGCAUGCUGAAGUCAGAAGGCUGUAAGUUGUCGUUCCUAUCAUACUGCUGUACAGCACGAGUAACCAAAGCUAACUCUUGUAUCAUUUAGUGUCAUUUUUUCCCCACGUAUGUUUGUCCUACUGUUGACUGACUGAUGUUGACUGCUAACGUUGCUGGAAUAAGAUGAGGGGGGUGAAAUAUGACACAGGAGAACGCGCCCUCUGCUUCAGCCUCCCAACAGAUGGCAGACGGGUCCGUCACUUUACCUCAGCCUGUCAACAGUCCUGUUGUUGUUGUGAGCUUUGUGCGAGCAGACAAAGGGAGACCUGAAAGAGGUGCGGGGAGGGCAUUUGGGUCUGUCCAGGCUGGCCAGUAAUGAUCCAGAACCAGUAGCUGGUGUAGUAUAGAAGUACAGGUAUUUUCAUGCACCUUCUUGUCACUCUUGUCGUUUUUAAAGUGUCCGUUAAAACAAUUUGUUCAGAGUACGGAUCAACCAGGCUUCUCUAUAAUUUGAAAGUUGAGACAUUAGCAUUCUUGUAUUUGAAGACUUUUAAAGUGUACAUUAGAGCUGCAACGAUUAAUCGAGUAAAAGGGUCAUAUUAUGCAAAAACUAUUUUUCUUACAUUUUUGCGCCUGUUUUAGUGCAUUUUGGGAUCCUUUUAACUCCUCCAAAUUUAAUUCCAGACCAUGGAGGCUUGACAGACGUAGGCUUAGGUUCCAUGAUAUAUUUUUAUUAUUAUUAUUAUUGAUGCACACAUCCAUCUAUCCAUUUUUUACCGCUUAUUCCCUUUGGGGUUGCGGGGGGCGCUGGAGCCUAUCUCAGCUACAAUCGGGCGGAAGGCGGUGUCCGCCCUGGACAAGUGGCCACCUCAUCGCAGGCCCAACACAGAUAGACAGACAACAUUCACACUCACAUUCACACACUAGGGCCAAUUUAGUGUCGCCAAUCAACCUAUCCCCAGCUGUCUUUGGAGUUGGGAGGAAGCCGGAGUACCCGGAGGGAACCCACGCAUUCACGGGGAGGACAUGCAAACUCCACACAGAAAGAUCCCGAGCCAGGGAUUGAACCCUGACUACUCAGGACCUUCGUAUUGUGAGGCAGACGCACUAACCCCUCUUCCACCGUAAAGCCUAAUGCACACAUAAUCAGUGAAAUUUUUAUGUUGUUUUUGUGCAUUUAAUAAAUAUAAAUAAUCAAUCAAAUUUUAUUUGUAUAGCCUUUAAUGACAAGUGUCUCAAAGGGCUGCAAAACGACAUCCUCGGCUCAGAUCCCACAUCAGGGUAAAGAAAAAACCCAACCCAAUGGGAUAGCAUGAGAAAAUACGCCUUGAGGUUAUAAAGUGGUUUAUCCGAUUACUCAAUUAAUCAAACAAAGUAAUUGAUAUAUUAGUUAUAUACUAAAUUAAUCAAUAGCUGCAGCCCUACGGUACAAUUAAAGCAGUGGUUCCUAACCUUGUUGGAGGUACCGAACCCCAUUAGUUUCAUAUGCGCAUUCACCGAACCCUUCUUAGUGAAAAAUAAAAUGUUUUCUUUUUCAAAUUCAAGACAAAGUUAUAUGUUUUUGGUAACACUUUAGUAUGGGGAACAUAUUCUAAGUAACAAAGAUUUAAUUUAUAGGUUUGUGGACACUAGGGGAAUAUAUUCUAAGUGACAAAGGCUUAAUUUAGAGAUAUUUGGUUAGGGUUAGGGUUCGAGGAUUAGGGUUAUAAUGAGCCCAUGGCAUUAAUAAGUACUUCAUAAUGACUAGUUAAGAGCCAAUAUGUUAGUAAUUUGCAUGUUAAUGAGCAACUAAUUAAUGGUGAAUAUGUUCCCCAUACUAAAGUGUUACCAUGUUUUUUUUACUGGGGCACAAAAUGAACCGUGCAUGAACAUCACCUUGUUCAAAGAAUAAAACCAACACAGUGCAUAAACUCACAACAAAUUGCACACCUUGCAAAUCAGUCUGACUUCUGCUGUUGCGUAUCCGUAAUACGCCGAUUAGUACAAGUUUUUAAUGAGACGAUGAGUCGAGUGUGUUUUGACCUCCGCUGAACCCCCUGAGGCCGACUCACCGAACCCCUAGGGUUUGAUCGAACCCAGGUUAAGAACCACUGAAUUAAAGCAAAUUGUUCAUUGAAGACCCAACUUUUACUUCAAAGGUUGUUUAUAAUGUGACGAUUGAGUAUUUGUGACCUGGAAAUGUCUGAAGAAAGACUGCAAGAUGUUGUGUUAAGACGGGUGUUGCCAACGUGUGAGGCAGAUCCUCACCUGGGAGACGUCACUGAGGGUUAUUUGAAUCAUUAUUAUUAUUACAUUAUCUGAUGGGACACACUGUAAGGUUUUAGACUAUGCUCAAAGUUAUUUUACAAUCUUUGGUCACAUGUAUCAUUUUCACUAUUAAAAAACAAUGUCAAAUGAAGUCAAUUAUAUUUAUAUAGCGCUUUUUCUCUAGUGAAUCAAACAGCAUUUACAUUGACAAACCCAUUAUCUACAUUUAAGCUACGCUUACACCAGUGUGGGUGGCACUGGGAGCAAGGUAGGUCACAACAACAGUGACUGGGAUGGCGGAAGCUGGAUUCGAACCAGGUAAACUUCAAGUUUCUGGCCGUCCAUUCUAGCAUUUGAGCCACGUUUCACACCCAUGGAAGAUUGUUUUUUGUUUAAAUUGCGGACACAACUUCUUACAGUCUUUUGCCACUUUAUUGUGUACUAAAAGACUAAUUCACCACAACAAUUACCCACAAUGUGCUGAGCGACUUUAUGAAAACACAAAUGAUUCCAAUCACUCUCCUUCAAAUGGUAAUCCGAAUAUACAAUGUGCUGCUAUGAUGAUGUAACUAACAGUUGUAGUAUUCAGAUGAAAAGUUACAAAUAUUUUAACUAACAAUGAUUGUUGAAGCACAACAAAGCAAUGCAUUUUUUAUUUUAUUGCAUUUAUUUUCCUAGAGGUCUUUCAGAGCUGUCAGUGUUGAGUUUUUUGUUUUGUUUUGCAAAUAAGCAGCAUUUCACUCUUGGAAACAUUGUUUUCCACAUGUAUCUUUUAAUUGUAUUUAAUGAAACAAAGUGUUUACCUAUAUUUCCAUGCCCUAUAGUUUCCUUUAUUGUCCUUGAUUUUCAUUUUGUGAUUUUCUUUCUUUCAAAUUUGUAUAGACGAACAUGUUUCGUUGUUGUAGUGAAAACUGCUAUGAAUGUGAAUGUCUAGUAAAUAAAUGCAAUCACAAUGCAACUUCAACAAUCAA
Nerophis ophidion (straightnose pipefish) is the source of this 12967-nucleotide messenger RNA. Its product is annotated as lysoplasmalogenase TMEM86A-like. Gene Ontology annotation, cellular component: membrane. The record is from RefSeq and is a predicted model, not a curated record. Bases 120 to 833 code for a protein of 237 amino acids. The transcript is spliced from 3 exons. NCBI's taxonomy places the organism in Eukaryota, Metazoa, Chordata, Actinopteri, Syngnathiformes, Syngnathidae.